UUUUUUAAUUCUGUAGAUCGCUGUAGACAUUGUCGCGUUUGCUAUUAUGCCAGUUGCGUAAUGAGAUUUUCGUAAGUUUUUUGGUAACACUGCAGCGGUUAAACGGUUACAGAAGUAGUUGCGCGGCUAACUCGAUGCUGUUGCUGUAACACAUUGAAUGCUAUUCAAUGCAAUCGUUGCAUACGAAUGCUAAGACUUUUUAUAAGUUGUAAGAAGGUCGCAGCUUCAGACGAAGGUCAACGAUCUCAACAGACGUAGAUGCAAGAUAUCCAACAGAAACAAAACGGCAUCGGGCUAAUAUUUUGGAGUUUUAUAAAAGACUUUGUGUAUUUAUAUUUAAAGUUUUUGCUGUACGCUGUGGCUAUAUACAUACUGUUCUACUAUUACGACUACUACUUUGGAUAGUGUAGGCAGACAGCGAUGUGAAGUGUUACUGUGAACAUUGUGGAACUUAUUGAGUGUUAAACUUAUUUCAAAUUAUCACAACGGACCAGUCGGGUCACACUGGCAGAAUGAAACGCUCUCGACACAGAUGGCUGGGACUCAGCUUGUUUUGUGUGUUAAUGUUGGUGGUGUCAGUUGAGGUGCCGGGCGCGCGUGCAGUGCGCGCCACCUCACUCAUCUUCGCCAAGACUUCCAGCACGACCAGCGCACCAGAAGACACCUCGGAGACAGAAGAUGAUGCAAUGACAGAGACGACUGCAGAGGGCGCUGAGGGCGCGGAGGCUCAGAACGCGACAAAGAAGUUGUCCGGUAUCCCUCAGAUAGACUACAUCUACGACCCUAACCUCCCCCGAGAACUCAAUGGAUACAAUCUCUCAGAAUAUCCCUUCUAUGAAGCAGUGCCUCCGCCUGAGACCAUGGACUUCAAAUGUGAUGGACUGCAUGACGGAUUCUAUGCUUCAGUACCUCACAAAUGUCAGGUGUACCACCAUUGCCUGUUCGGUACGCGGUACGACUUUCUGUGCGCAAACUACACAGCCUUCGAUCAAAAGACCUUCAUCUGUCAUUUCGUCUCCGAGGUCGAUUGCAAGAACUCCCCCAACUACUUUAACAGGAACGAGGCUCUGUAUAAAGCGGCAACAACAGCGGCGCCCCCACCUCCGCCGACCACGACUACGACCAGCACGACCACAGCCCCCCCGCGCCCGCAGCGCCCUCCGCGACGCCGUCGUCCCAGCUACCGAUACGAUUACUAUGACGAUGAGUACUACUACCCCGCCAGAGACGACUACGACUACGGCUACGAAGAACGAGGUGGCAGAACACGUAGACCGCAAGGGAGACCAGCAAGACCAGCUAAAAGAAGGCCAUAUGACGACUAUGAUGAGAAAUAUGAACCCAGACCUAGACCAAGGGAUGAAAGUGAAGACUACGCUGAAGAAAGAAGACCGUACGACAGAAGACCUGGGAAAAGGCCUUACCUAGAAAGAAGGCCUUAUGAUGAUGAAGACAGAAUGACAGAGCGGCGUCCUAAUUACAAGGGAGGCAGAAGGCCGGGUCGACCGAGAGAUACCGAAGAAGAUCAGUACAAACCUGUAGACGAGGACAGACCGCGCGCUGCACCACGUGAUCAAAAAAGAAAUGAAUAUAGACCUAGAGACAAAAACCGGCCUAUUGAUGAUAUGGGCGAUAGAGCGCAAGAAGACGAAAGUUCUAGAGAUGUGCCUUGGGAAGAUAGACCUAGAUCUGAGUCGAGGUACCGCAAUGAAGGUAGACCAAGAGAUGAUAUUAGACCGCGAGAUGAAGCCAAACCCACCGUCGAUAUCACUUCACCGGAUGAGUUACCAUCCGGAAGAGGUGAUGUUAAGUCCCGAGAUGAAAAACGGCCAAGGGAUGAAAUGUUGCCAAGGGAUGAGAUCAGACCUAGAGAUGAAAUUCGACCCCGAGACGAAAUACGGCCUCGGGACGAGAUCCGUUCACGGGAUGAAACAAGACCUAGAGAUGUUAGACCCAGAGAUGACGUGAGAUCUAGAGAAGAUAAGAGGCCUAGGGAUGAGACUAGAUACAGAGAUGACAUUCGGCCAAGAGAUGAAAGAAGACCUUUGAGAGAGGAAGCGGGAAAUGAAGAUGGUAAAAGAGAUAGCAUUAAACCAAGAGAUCGGUAUCAACCAACCGAAGGUAGGCGUCUUUACAACAGAGAUGAAAGACCUUACCGAAGAGAAGAAAGACCUGCUUACUUAAAACCUGAAAAAAAUAAUGAAAGUGAGGAUAAAGUACAAGAAGAUAAACGUCAACUUCCAUCUGCUCCAGAAGGUCAGCCUUUGGUGAAGCCUAACGGUCAUGGUAUUUUUAGCCAACCGCGUAUGCCUCCAAAAAUAAAACGCCCAGUACCGGCUACUGAAAAAGACAAAUAUGAUUACGUUCCUAUAGCUACUACGAAACCUCCGCCAAAAAUAGACGAUGAAUAUUACGAUGAUUACGAAGAAGAAGUAAGUAAACCGUCAUCUUCCGGAAAAUCUAGUACAAUUCAGCAAAGGCCAAAACCGGAACCAGUUGUUAAAGAAAAAUUUAAGCCAACAAGGUCAUAUUUAACAGCACCGGGCAACCAAAAGGUCCAGAACCAGAAAAGAGUAGAAGAUUAUGAUGAAUACGAAUACGAACAACCAGCAAAGAAACCCAGUUAUUAUCAACGCAAUAGAGAUGAACGACUCGCAAAACCAAACACAAGCGAGGACGACUAUUACUAUGAAGAGGAAAAACAUCCGAGCACUGAGAAAGCUAAAUUAAAAGAAGAGGAUAUUGUAAUAAAGAUUAAAGAAGUCCGCCCUUCUAACGUCAGAGUUGUUAAACGUCCUUUUUUACCGUCUAGGGGUGGAAGUCCCUAUCUGCCGCGUGGCUUGCAACCCGUAGCAGGUAAGGAUUUAAACAUGCCUCCCAACACCACCCCUAAACCCACUACCACAACUACUACCACGACUACCACGACCACUACAACGACCACUACUACCCCGGCUCCACCUACGACUACUACACCUACAACCACAGAAGCAACUACAACUACAACUGAAAAAGUGACAACAACUUUAGGUACAGAAAAACCAACGCACGAAGAAAACUUUAAGCCCGAAGAAGAAUACGAGUAUUAUGAUGAGGAAGAUAUCGAAUACGAAGGACAUGACAAAAAGCAACAAGAAAUUAAAGAAACAACUACAAGUGAAGUGAUAGUAACAAAGCCAACGACGACCACGAGUACAGAGGCCACGACGCCGGCAGACAAGGCAAAGGUCCUCGCCACGAAGGUCCUCAGGGUCUUCAAUGAUAAUUACGAAGCUAUAAGGAAUAAGUUGCAAUCGACAUUAGCACCGGCCGACUACCUCAAGCCCUACCUCGCAACGUCCGAGCCAAUACCGAACAAGGACGUCAGGUAUAAGUCACCGCAGCUAAAACCUGAAAUCUCUAAGCCUUACACGGCGACGGGAAAACCUUUGCGAGUGCCGGAGGAUUUUUCGAUAAAACAAAAUCUAGCUGAUUCAAUAGAAAACGAUUACGACGUGGCGCUGAACGAGGCACUGGCCUCCAUCCCUCCUAAAGUAAGAGUUCCUAGUGGCUUCGUCGUGUCUCCGGAGAGGGACUACUCUUUUACAAGGUAUAGGAACAAUUUCAACACAGAACCACAAUACGCGGCGUCCGAGUUGAGCACUUUACAAACGAGAAAACGGCCACAAGUACAAGGUGUCAGCAUAAGAACUCCCACCACGUUUUACCUGCACCCGCAAAGGGUCAGUUACCAUGACGACGGGCUAACGAGGCCGCCGCGACAGCUGGUGUACCGACAGCAUCCCACCACCAGUUUCUUCUAAGCAUUUCUCACAGGUAACCUUUGAAAGACUCGAAUGCAGACGGAACAGAUUUUACAUACAAACUUUUUACUUUUAAGACAAAGGGUUACAUGUUAGAUGGAGAAAUAAAUUAUGAAGCUUAAAACGAUAUAAACAUAGUUGAUAUUAAUUAUUGAAUGAUAAUUCUCUUUGAACUCAACAUUUCCGGACUAGUUGCUAGAUAUUUAUUUAGUGAUUAAAAAACUAUUAUAAUUAUUAUCUUCAAUGCAAUUAUUAGAAGAAAACAUCAUCACUGCCAAUUUAUAAUACUAGUUAAGGUCAAUAAAUACUCCUUAGUUACCCUAUUUUUAAGAAAAUCGUUUUUUCAAAGGUUUCCUGUAGACUUGAACUGUCGGAGAAAAAUUACUCGUCCCCCUUGAAAAAAAUUACCGUAUUUAUAACAAAAUUAUUCAAUGACCUUAGGAACCGAUUAUUGUGAACAAAAAUGUCGUCGUAACGUAGACUGCGGCAGGCACUGAGUGAUUUUUCACGACAGUUUCGUAAAUUUGUAAAUUUUAUAAAUAUGAAAUCAGUUGAUAAGUUUAUAAUUAAUUAUAAUUGAUAUUUGUAAGAUAAUUUUCUAAAAUUCAUUAAAGAAAACAUGAAAAUUGUG
Papilio xuthus (Asian swallowtail) is the source of this 4434-nucleotide messenger RNA. Its product is annotated as cell surface glycoprotein 1. Gene Ontology annotation, molecular function: chitin binding. The transcript has 9 exons. The record is from RefSeq and is a predicted model, not a curated record. The coding region runs from base 513 to 3803 and encodes 1096 amino acids. Gene Ontology annotation, cellular component: extracellular region. NCBI's taxonomy places the organism in Eukaryota, Metazoa, Arthropoda, Insecta, Lepidoptera, Papilionidae.